AUGGGAAAAGAAAAGGUUCAUAUCAACAUCGUCGUCAUUGGACACGUCGACUCCGGAAAGUCCACUACCACCGGACACUUGAUCUACAAGUGCGGAGGAAUCGACAAGAGAACCAUCGAGAAAUUCGAGAAGGAGGCUCAGGAGAUGGGUAAGGGAUCUUUCAAGUACGCUUGGGUCCUCGACAAGCUGAAGGCCGAGCGUGAACGUGGUAUCACCAUCGAUAUCGCUCUCUGGAAGUUCGAGACUGCUAAGUACUACAUCACCAUCAUUGAUGCCCCAGGACAUCGUGAUUUCAUCAAGAACAUGAUCACCGGAACCUCCCAAGCUGAUUGCGCCGUCUUGGUCGUCGCUUGCGGAACCGGAGAGUUCGAAGCCGGAAUCUCCAAGAACGGACAAACCCGUGAGCACGCUCUCCUUGCCCAAACUCUUGGAGUUAAGCAGCUCAUCGUUGCCUGCAACAAGAUGGACUCCACCGAGCCACCAUUCUCUGAGUCCCGUUUCACCGAGAUCACCAACGAGGUCUCCGGAUUCAUCAAGAAGAUCGGAUACAAUCCAAAGGCUGUCGCUUUCGUCCCAAUCUCUGGAUUCAACGGAGACAACAUGCUCGAGGCCUCACCAAACAUGCCAUGGUUCAAGGGAUGGGCUGUUGAGCGCAAGGAAGGAAACGCUUCCGGAAAGACCCUCCUUGAGGCUCUUGAUGCCAUCAUCCCACCACAACGCCCAACUGACCGACCACUCCGUCUUCCACUCCAAGAUGUGUACAAGAUCGGAGGAAUCGGAACUGUUCCAGUCGGACGUGUUGAGACCGGAAUUAUCAAGCCAGGAAUGGUUGUCACCUUUGCUCCACAAAACGUGACCACUGAAGUCAAGUCCGUUGAGAUGCAUCACGAGUCUCUCCCAGAGGCCGUGCCAGGAGACAACGUCGGAUUCAACGUCAAGAACGUCUCCGUCAAGGACAUUCGUCGUGGAUCCGUCUGCUCUGACUCCAAGCAAGAUCCAGCCAAGGAGGCCCGCACCUUCCACGCCCAGGUCAUCAUCAUGAACCAUCCAGGACAAAUCGCCGCUGGAUACACUCCAGUCCUCGAUUGCCACACCGCUCACAUCGCUUGCAAGUUCAACGAGCUUAAGGAGAAGGUCGAUCGCCGUACCGGUAAGAAAGUCGAAGACUUCCCCAAAUUCCUCAAGUCCGGAGAUGCCGGAAUCGUCGAGCUCAUCCCAACCAAGCCACUUUGCGUUGAGUCCUUCACCGACUACGCUCCACUCGGACGUUUCGCCGUUCGUGACAUGAGACAAACUGUCGCUGUCGGAGUUAUCAAGUCUGUCGAGAAGUCUGAUGGAUCCACUGGAAAGGUCACCAAGUCUGCCCAGAAGGCUGCCCCAAAGAAGAAGUAA
Messenger RNA from Caenorhabditis remanei, 1392 nucleotides. RefSeq lists its product as uncharacterized. The record is from RefSeq and is a predicted model, not a curated record. The coding region runs from base 1 to 1392 and encodes 463 amino acids. The transcript has 4 exons. Gene Ontology annotation, molecular function: translation elongation factor activity; GTPase activity; GTP binding. NCBI's taxonomy places the organism in Eukaryota, Metazoa, Nematoda, Chromadorea, Rhabditida, Rhabditidae. Gene Ontology annotation, biological process: translation; translational elongation.